Bactrocera oleae (olive fruit fly) is the source of this 3446-nucleotide messenger RNA. It is a transcript of the gene Orc3, whose product is annotated as origin recognition complex subunit 3. Lineage: Eukaryota; Metazoa; Arthropoda; Insecta; Diptera; Tephritidae. The record is from RefSeq and is a predicted model, not a curated record. Gene Ontology annotation, biological process: DNA replication; DNA replication initiation. Gene Ontology annotation, cellular component: nuclear origin of replication recognition complex; nuclear pre-replicative complex; DNA replication preinitiation complex. Gene Ontology annotation, molecular function: DNA replication origin binding.
GAACUCAACAGCAACACCGGCAACAGCUGAGCAUUUGGCGCGUAAAUUGGAUUCGAACCUUCAAACGUCAGCAGCUGUUUAUUUAUUUUAUAUAUCGCAUGCGAUAUAUUUUUAAUAAUUGUUUGAUUCAGCAUUUGUUGCAUUUUUUUAUAAGUUUCUGUGAAUAAACUAUUUGUAGGGCGUUGCAAUCGCAAGCAUAAACAAUAAACAGCUUAUUUCACAAAUCAGACAAAGAAGUGCAAGCAUAACUUUUUAUUAUUGUCGACGUGAUGGAUCCAACUAUUUCAGUGUCCAAGGGAUGUUUUGUUUUCAAAGGCACGACAAGCGCUAAAAGCAGUGGGGCUACGAAACGGAAGCACAGCGACGAUAAUGUAAGUGCUUUGAGGAAACAGCUGACCGGGCAGCAUUUCUACACAACUUAUGCUGAGACCUGGCAAAAAUUAGAAAGUCAUAUUGAACAACUACAAUCGGAAAGCUAUGCUAAAACUUUGGAAGAUGUAGUGACUUAUGUGCGAAAUGAAUGUAGUACUGAUGGCUGUUUGGACACAAUUGACAUGGAAGAGAUAGUACCUGCUGCAGCGCUUUUAACUGGUGUAAACCAACCUGACCACUUGGAACAAUUCGCCACACUAACGCAGCGUAUUUUGCAAAAAAUGUCGGCUUCGGUUUGUAUGCUACAAUCACGUGAUUGCGCUACACUAAAAUCCGCAGUCGAGACAAUGGUAUAUAAUUUUAUAGAAACCACAGACCGCUCAGCACCAACCGAACUGCUAGAUGAAGACACGGAACAGCGCGAAAAGAAGCGUCUACGACGUACACAAUGUAACAUGCGUCAAUUGUUACACUGGUAUCGUCGCAAAUACAUAAAACCGCAACAGCAAACUGGGAGUGAAGUAGACGAUGCUGCUGUAGGUGACUCAGAAGAGUGUGAUUCAACGAUAAAACGAAUUUCAAAGCGUCCUCAUGCUUUGGUUGUAAUCUUGCCGGAUUUCGAAUGCUUUAAUACAACAAUACUUCAGGACUUUAUUCUAAUGCUGAGCGCUUACUAUACACAUUUACCGUUUGUAUUAGUCUUCGGUGUGGCAACUGCUGUGUCCGCCGUACACAACGCAUUGCCUUAUCACGUGACAAGCAAGGUCAAACUUUGUGUGUUCAAAACACAAACGGCACCAGUUUGUCUAAAUGAGAUUCUGGAACGCGUUAUACUUUCACCUAGAUACGCCUUUCAUCUUUCCGGCAAGGCUUUCAAGUUUCUAACACACAUUUUCCUCUACUAUGACUUUUCCAUUCAUGGUUUCAUUCAAGCCUAUAAAUACUGUUUAAUGGAACACUUCUUUCAAGGCAAUGCCUACGCGCUGUGUGCUAAUUACACCACAUCCUUGAGUCGAAUCAAAGCUCUAACACAUGAAGAUAUUGAAAGCAUACGUCGUCUGCUCUCAUUUCGUCCGUAUGUGGAGAGCAUCAACGAUUGCAAACGUAUUAUCGCCAUACUUACCGACGAUAGCUACUUGAAAAAGAAGCUGCCACAAUUAUUGCGCGACUGUCAUAUACAUUUUAUGUUAUUACGUAUAUUCCUUGAAUUUCUCACUGUGUUAGUUGGCGAUUUACCUAAGUGCCCAUUGGGUAAACAGCUUCGUGAACUAUACUCCUUUUGUCUCUCGAAGGAGUUGCGCGACCAGCCAGAAUUUAAGGAAUGUUGGCAAAUGCUUAGUUUUAUGUCAAAAGAUGAAUUUGUCGCAAAAAUUUCCAAAGCAAUUUCGGUGACUGAGCAAUUUAUGAGCGCCGAAAUCGUUGGUUUAGAACUAGCCGAGGAUUGCCAGACAACGGUCAAUAACAAAUUGCAAGCAUUGAAAGCUCUACUAACGCGCGUUGCAAUGGCUGGUACGGAGGAUAAAUCACCGACCAGCACUGCCGCACCGACCGCUACACCAGCAACUCCAGAAACCAGCAAACAAAAAUUCACAUCCCGUCAAGAUCUGAAAGAUCAUUUAUUGCAAAUGUCCAAACAGCAAAAUAAACAAACUUCGGAAUAUGCACAAGCUGUUGCACAAACGUUGUUGCAUAUACAAAAUGAAAUUGUAGUGAGACAUUUGGCGCCGCUUACACGUGCUCCGCCCCUACACGAGCUCUUCGUUUUUAGCGAUGUGUCCACAGUGCGUCGUAAUAUUAUAGGCGCGCCACGUGCGGCACUUCAUAUGGCGCUCAACAAUCCACACUACUACCUCCAAUGCAAAUGCUGCCAAUUGUCUGAAACCAAUCAAUUACUGGCCACUCUGCCGGAUUUAUCUGUGGCAUAUAAACUGCAUCUGGAAUGCGGCCGCAUGAUUAAUCUCUUCGAUUGGCUACAAGCUUUUCGAUCUGUAGUGGACGACAUCGAUAAUGAGCAGGAACAGGUGGAUCCGCAGAUACAAGCUCGUUUCACGCGUGCGGUGGCCGAACUUCAAUUCCUGGGUUAUAUAAAAAUGUCAAAACGCAAAACGGAUCAUGCUACGCGAUUGACAUGGUAGUCUAUCGAGGUAGUUACUUAUUGUUAGAUUUUGGGUUAGAAAUAAGUUUGAGAGAUAAAUAUAAAAUUUGAGGGAUACACACGCAUUUAAAUUUUAUUUCACAAAAUAAUUGAUUGAAUUUACAAAAAAAAAAGAACAAAUUUGAAAUAUAAAUAGUCUCGACUGCUUCUUCUUCUUUUGCUUUAGCUUAAAUUGAAAAAGGCAUUUGUGAUAUUAUUUACCGAUAUCAAAUUUGUUCGUGUAGCUAAAGAACAUAUUUCUCGAGUUAUUUGAAGAAAUGCUGCCGAUUAAUUAUUCUAAGUGGCAUAAAAAUCUGGAUCAGGACCACUAUAGUGAAUCGAUAUCCAAGAGUGUUUAAUAUAAUAUUACAUCCCUUGUAUGGUUGAAAUCCGGAUUUUACGUACAGAUCACUUUCACCAGAUUCUGCAUGGAACCCAAAAGUGCACUUCCAUACCAGGGCAGUUAAAAAUAAUUAUAGCUAUCUGAAGCUCUCAAAGACCAAGUGUCUUUAAACAAGGCCGUAGAGAGAAAACUGGGGCUCGGGGAUGGUUGUAGUGAAUUGUUGGCGAAAAAAAUCUAAAAAAAAAUUUGGAGAGCACCGGGUCUCCCCGAGAACAUCGUGCUCGUGAAGAAUUGUACCGAUCUCCCCCCAUCUCUCCUUAACUGCCUGUAAACCUAGCAUGUUUUUGCACUCUAAGCAUACCUGAUUUGCGAUUUAACUUCAAAAAUGAUUACGUCAUAUAUGUGUGUAUAUAUCGUACUCAUCAAGAGUGGAUAUCGGUAAAUACCAAAUAAUUUUCAUUACUUCCAAAACUCCACGCUUGUCCCUCAAGUAUUCAUUUCAUCAUUUGUGACUUAUAAAAUAGUUGUUGAAGCAACGUGAAAUCCUUUCAAAGCUUUCAGUUUGCUUAAAGCUAUUUAACGCAGAAGCGUUUGUUU